AUGCAUAGCGCACUUACUAUCUGCAGACUUCGGUACCUUGCUAUUUGUUCUUUUCAGCUAUCUGAUACUUUCCUGUUUAUUCUGUCGAACAGCGGUCUAAACGAGUCUGAUGUGGAUUCAGACAAUGCUAGUGAAAACGGAGAUGAGAGUGAGAUCUGCACAGACAAAAUGGACCCGGCUGACAGGGAACUGUACGAGAAACUCAAACAACAAGAACGCGAAGAGCGUGAAGAGAUAGAGCGUGAACUGAAGGCGCACGAGGAGGCGAUUGCCCGUCAACACGAAGAAAUGCGUGCCAAGGACUUGCGCCUACACGAGCGCAUUCAGCAGCAACGCGAACAGGAUUUAGUGCGAAAACACACAAGCUCGUCAGCGAUUGGCGGUACGGGCGUUAUCAGUGGUGGUGGAAGUGGCAGUAGUAGUGGAGGAGGUAGUAGCGGAAGUAGUGGAAAUGGUGGUGGUAGUAGUGGCGGUAACAACAGCAGCGGCGGUGGAGGUGGUGGAAACGGAUCAACGACAGACUAUAUUUCCUCACCACCAGGUGCACACAGUAGAAUAGGUGGAAGCAGUAGUAGUGGUAGUGGUGCUGGUAAUGGUAGUAGUACAACAGGCAGUGGUGGACCAGGGGGAGGUGGCGGUGGUGGUGGAGGUGGUGGUGGUGGAGGAGGAGGCGGAGGAGGUGGUGGUGGUGUAGCUCCGGAUAUGAAGCCGGACCACACUCGGAUUGACAUUAUUAACCAUGCUGCUUAUUUGGAACGUUUCGCCGCCGCUGCGGCUGCCGCAGCUGCCGCCAGUGCCGGGGUGGUCAACCCAAACCGGGGACUGCCGGGUGUGGGCAGUUUACCAUCUGUUUCACCGACAUCGGUCCCCAGUCACACAGCAUCGACACCAGGUUUGGACAGCACAGGACCCUCCCAUCACUGGACGUUCCAAGAACAAUUCAAACAGAUGCCGAACGAAAUGUCCCUAUUGAAGUCAUUAUACGAGCUAAGUGAAGAUCCAAAGAGGAAAGAAUUUUUAGAUGAUCUGUUUUCUUUUAUGCAAAAACGAGGUACACCUGUCAACAGAAUACCAAUUAUGGCAAAGCAAACGUUGGAUCUAUACGAAUUAUUUCGAUUGGUUGUAUCAAAAGGAGGGCUCGUUGAAGUUAUAAACAAAAAAUUAUGGAGAGAGAUUACAAAAGGGUUAAAUUUGCCUUCGUCCAUAACAAGUGCAGCGUUCACAUUGAGAACACAAUACAUGAAAUACCUCUACCCAUACGAGUGCGAGAAAUUAAAACUCAGCUCCCCACAGGAAUUGCAGGCAGCCAUUGAUGGUAACCGAAGGGAGGGUCGAAGACCGAGCUACGGUUACGAUUUAUCUCCUGGACCAACCCUUAUCCCUAACCCACAUCAUCAUUUAAACGGAAACAUCUUAAACGGAAAACUAGGAGCAACAUCACCAGGCGCAGCUAGCAUUUCUUCUAUGAAAUCAGAAUGGUUGGCAGCAUAUUCUUCAAUAUUUCCAACAGAAGCCAGAAAGAAAACUGGGCUAGAGAGUUCACAAAAUGGGGUGACACCGGCUGAUUACGUCUGGUGGGGUAGCAGAAGAAUUUGCUUCAAGCCGGAUUCCGAUGAUGACAGUAUGCCAUCAACACCGCUGCAGUCACGUAGUCUAUCAGAAAGAGAUGCGCUGGCAAUGGAAGCUGCAUCUAGAGCGAUGGAAGAAGCGACCCGAAAAAUGGAAGCUGCUUCACGAGCUGCUGUCGAAGAAAGCCCUCCAAGGAAACGUCUUGCAAUGUCAGAAGAGGAACGACUACUGGUUCACGCCGGAAUGCCGAGUGCUCACAUUAAAAUUACAAAUGACGGUCGGUCGGAGAUUGACAAUUCACUAGUGGUCAGUAUGGAGAUCAACGGUAUCAUGUACCAGGGCGUCUUGUUUGCUCAACAGCCACGACGGAUUUAGCCCAAGACUACGUCUGUAAUAUCACCCUCCGCGGCUCAGGAUCAAUCAAUAAAAACAGUUAUAAAAGACACAUCACAAUUGUAAUAAGCAACAACAAAAGCAAGACAACAAUAAACAUAAAGAACAGUAACAACAAAAACAAAAACUAAAACUAUAAAAGUAAAGAACUGAAAAUAAUACAAAAAACACAACAAAGGAAAGCAAAAGAACUGCCCAGUUGUUUUUCACACAUUUGCACUUCGUCAGACUCGACUCAUUCAGAGACUUGGUGCUGCAAUUUGAGCUACAGAGACUGCUAUGUUGUUGCUACUGUUAUCUCAUACACACAUUACCAUGUGCACACAGAUGCAUAUUUACAUAAACAGACACUGACACAUACACAUAUCAAAAAUAUAUAAAGCAACGGCGCAUAUGUCGAAAUUUGCGAACGAUAAUAAAGGAUGUGACAAUGAAUCGUAAAAAAAUACAAAACAAAAAGACAAC
This is a messenger RNA of Octopus sinensis (East Asian common octopus), 2427 nucleotides long. RefSeq names its product AT-rich interactive domain-containing protein 3A-like. Gene Ontology annotation, biological process: regulation of transcription by RNA polymerase II. NCBI's taxonomy places the organism in Eukaryota, Metazoa, Mollusca, Cephalopoda, Octopoda, Octopodidae. The transcript has 10 exons. Gene Ontology annotation, cellular component: nucleus. The record is from RefSeq and is a predicted model, not a curated record. Gene Ontology annotation, molecular function: DNA binding. The coding region runs from base 1 to 1944 and encodes 647 amino acids.